AUGCUGAUUUCAGGCGAAUGUCAUUUGGAUGAAAUAACUUUUAAAGCUGACAAGGGCGUCUUUUUGGAGGGGCGCGUAAUGCCUGCAGUUGAAGGUGUUGAAAUCCGAUCAUCACACAGCAAAGAUCCGAAUGUCAUUCUUAAAGGAGUGACUGAUUCUUCCGGUAAAUACAGGAUGGGACCAGUACGAAAUAUUGAAGAUUUUGAUAUUAUUGCGGAAAAAAAUGGAUAUAAAUUCGAGAAAACCGACGAACUUGGAGUGCUCCGAGCCAUAAAACUUUCACAGUUGAUCCGUCCGGGCGAAUAUUUUUUGCGACCUAUUCUACAGGAGUAUCAAUUUGAGCCAAAAUCUUUAACGAUAAAUAUCAACGAAGGUGAACUUGAAACAGUUAGCUUGAAAGGGCAUCGAUUCGCAUACAGGUAUUUUAGCACAUUUGAAUAA
This is a messenger RNA of Gongylonema pulchrum, 441 nucleotides long. NCBI's taxonomy places the organism in Eukaryota, Metazoa, Nematoda, Chromadorea, Rhabditida, Gongylonematidae. The record is from the annotation of a GenBank genome assembly.